AUUCGAUUCUGCAGAGGCAGCUGGUAUAGCACUUCGAGCACUUGCAGGAAGAAAGUUUGCUGAACGUACAGAACUAAUUAUUGAUGGUUUCAAAUCAUAUGCAACUCGUACCCAUAUUACUGGCUGGGAUCCCGAAUUUAAUGCCAUUACAGGUCUUAACGGUUCAGGAAAAUCAAAUAUACUGGACGCCAUUUGUUUUGUCUUGGGGAUUACAAACUUGUCAAAGGUUAGAGCAAAUAGUUUACAAGACUUGAUAUAUAAACGUGGACAGGCAGGUGUUACUAAAGCUUCA
This is a messenger RNA of Entrophospora candida, 292 nucleotides long. NCBI's taxonomy places the organism in Eukaryota, Fungi, Glomeromycota, Glomeromycetes, Entrophosporales, Entrophosporaceae. The record is from the annotation of a GenBank genome assembly.